AUGGACAGCGAUCUCGAAUGGUAUUUUGGUUGGCUAGCAGAAGAACUCAAGAAUAAAAAGGAACAUUGUGAAAGAACUGUCAUUUAUUGCCAAACGAUUAAGCAGUGUGGCAUUAUUUAUGGAGUUCUGAAAGGAAUGCUGGGACAAGAUCUAAUUAUACGUACUGACACAGGAGAGCAACAUCCAUUAUUAGAAAUGCUGCACUCGUGCACACCAGAUCAAAAUAAGAAUAACAUCAUUUCUUCAUUUCAAAGUGAAAAGGGAACAGUACGCUUGCUAGUUGCAACUAUUGCGUUUGGCAUGGAUGUAGACUGCAAAGGGGUAUGCAGAGUGAUCCACUAUGGUCCAUCAAAAAAUGUUGAGACCUUUGUUCAAGAAACAGGAAGGGCAGGACGAGAUGGCAGCCAAAGUACAUCAUACCUUUUGUACCAGGGAAUGCUUUUGAAUCAUGUUGAUGGGGACAUCAAAUGUUUUAUCCGAAAUACUAAAUGCACAAGAAAAACACUUUUAAAUUAUUUCCAAAGUGACUGUGAAAAACCAGAUAUUGCUCAUCUGUCCAUCUUGCUGUUGCCAACUGCCAGACUGCAAAACGCAUGCAAAAUAUCCAAUGCCCAAAGAGGAAGAAAAGACACCAAAGUUUUAUCAAUCGAGAGAAGUACAGAUGCAUCAAAGACAACUAGUGGAAGAACAGCUGAUUAG
This is a messenger RNA of Exaiptasia diaphana, 699 nucleotides long. RefSeq names its product probable Werner syndrome ATP-dependent helicase homolog 1. Bases 1 to 699 code for a protein of 232 amino acids. The transcript has a single exon. Gene Ontology annotation, biological process: double-strand break repair via homologous recombination. NCBI's taxonomy places the organism in Eukaryota, Metazoa, Cnidaria, Anthozoa, Actiniaria, Aiptasiidae. Gene Ontology annotation, cellular component: cytoplasm; chromosome; nucleus. Gene Ontology annotation, molecular function: 3'-5' DNA helicase activity; four-way junction helicase activity. The record is from RefSeq and is a predicted model, not a curated record.